GCUCCUUCAACGAAACAACUUCCAGAGCAAUGCCUACCCGUACCACAAUGUUGAUUACGCACUCCCCCCCCAUCCUUCCCUCCUCCCCCUACCCAAUAUCAUACACUGCCUAUCAAAUAAAAAAAGCACUCCACGAGCCGGGCGGUGCCACGGUAGCUCAAGCUUCCAAUCAGCGAGCGCUUAUCGAAGUGGUAGGUUCCCUCCCAGUAAUUGGUUUCUCUGACAAUAGUGCCCCUAGCUUGAAAAGCUUGGUUACAUGGUGUCGUACGUGGCAGCGGGCGAAACAAGCAGUUUUUUUUCUUUUUCCCGCUCCUCUCCAUGAAACUGAGUUGUGAUGGUGGUGGUGGUGAGAAGUGAGAACCGGUGUGUUGGUCGGGGCGGGAAGGGAAAGAUCCGUGUAGUUUAUAGCGGGUGGGUGGACAGACUGGGCGCGCGCCCGGAUACACCGGCUUAGCUAUAUCCAGUGAGGAUCCGGCAAGCAUGGGCUGUCGAUAUAUAAUGAACCUAUUCAUUCCGGUUUCUUUUUCUCACGUUCCUCAUACCUUGGCGUUCCAGACAUCAUGAAUAAUUUGAUAGAUAGCGUCAUCAAGGAGAGAAUUGCAGGGCAACGAAAGUCGAGAUUACUCCCGUGGAUUAAGAAUCCCUUCAAAGAUGAGUUCGAGGGUAGUAUCGGGUCGCUGUCGCACGGCUCCAGUGUGAGUGUGCACAGCCUUAAGCAACGGCCCGAUUUCAGGCACAGUGUCAUCGACCAAGGAGAGCCUAUGACACACAAAGAGGAACUCGAAAUUGAGGAAGCAACCCCGAUAGAGCUUUUCUAUGACUUGUUUUUUGUCGCUAAUCUCACGACUGUCACGGGGGUGCAUUAUAUUACUGAGAAGAAAAGUCUGGCCUCGUACGGGCUUUUCUUCAUUAUCCUUUGGUUUACUUGGUUGCACGUUACUCUUCUCGACGUUCGAUUCUCCCGUGACUCGGUGUAUGAACGGAUAUGCAAAUCCAUCCAUUUUAUAGUGAUGGCUGGUUUCUCGUCUGUAUCGACGCAGUGGAAUCCAUUGGAUCCUACCGACGCUCAUACCGUCACUGCGCUUAGAACUAUGACGCUCGCGUUGAUGUUCUCGCGGUAUAUUCUUAUGAUUCAGUAUUUCGUGGUUAUGUUGUUUGCUAGGAUUAAGAAGCAGGCUAUCCUCCCACUUGCGUUGCAUUGUUUUACCAUGGCUGUUGCGGGGAGCCUUUACCUCGGGCUGUAUUUUGCUUUUGAGAAGGGCAACCCAGCAAAGUCUUACAUUGGAUGGUAUAUCGCGGCGGUAUUCGAGGCCAGUGCCAUUAUCGGGACUUCGAGUGUCUGGAGGGUAGUCAGUUUUAAGAAGACGCACCUCGUCGAAAGAAUGGGGUUGCUAACACUUAUCAUUUUGGGCGAGGGCAUUAUCGUCAUGCUUAAAGCUAUCAACGCAAUCGUCAAGGGCACUGGGUGGACAGCUGACCUUGCUGGAAUUGUCGCAGCUUCCCUAGCCAUCAUCUACUUUUUCUGGAUGUUCUACUUCGACUACAACCCCAGAAACGUCCAUUAUGGCACAAUCCGCCAGCAAAUCUGGACCCUCCUACACUUCCCCUUCCACCUCUCUAUUGUCCUCUCAGUAGAAGGCCUCCGACAGUUAACCACCUGGCACGGCAUGAACACCUACAUAUCCGGCAUCUUUCAAGAGGCGGAGACCCUCACCGAGCCAGCGCUGGUGGCAGAGUGGUUCCAGUUCCACUUCGAGUCUCUGUAUGAUGAUGGUGGCUCUAAAACCGUAGUAAAAGGAUACCCAAACAUCACCGCGAACAUUGAUUCCCUUGUGACCCUCGCCAACAACAAUGCCACUUCACAAACCGGGUAUCCGCAUAUGGUCAACGAACUACUAUCUGAGCUGCUCGUUGGAAUUGCAGAGUAUUACGGCGUCAAAGCACCUCGGCCAACAACAUUUUUAAUUAAAUACGAAGAACCAUUCAGUGAAGACGGCCCAUUGGGAAAGGUUCUUGGCGUAUUCAAUCUAGUCUAUGAAUACUUCUUCGUCUCACUGGGGUGCGCGUUUAUACUGCUCGCCGCGUUUACAUUUCUUGUCCGCCGGAAUAAGGAUGUUCACGAUUACCUCUCCAUUGCAAUAAGGGUCGCCGUAGGAGUUGUCAUGUAUGGAAUGAUUGGACUUCAUACAAGGGGUAAUGAGGAGCUCUAUUACAAUUACUUGUAUAGCCCUUGGCCAAUUCCGCAGGUCUGCUUGAUAACUUUUCUGGCUCUCGUGGUGGACAAGAUGUUGAAUUACCUCGCCUAUAGGCACGCUGUAGCUGCCCUCCACAAGUAAGACUUUUUUCUAUCUUAAUUAUUAUUUCCCUCUUCAUCAUUCUCCGCGCAGGCCGCGUUUUCCUAAAAUGUGGGUGUAACAUGUGUUUUCGGCAUUUUUCCUCUAUUUCCCUUUGCUUCUACUUCAUGUACACGGUUAGAGAUACACAGCACGAUGGCGUUGCAUUAUAGAUGACAUUUCACUUUUCCCUCUUUUUCUUAUUGCUCUCCCCCCCCCCUUUUUUUUUUAGUUUUUUUUCUCCGCCUUUUGUUUCCAUUUUCUUUCGCCUGUUUCCCCUAGGGAUACAGUACAUGGUCCGGUUUGUCUUGGCUUGGGUUUGGGUUUGGUCUGGUUGGUUUUGUCAGUCAAUUCUUGUUUUUGGAAGAAUCCUUAAAAAGGGCUCAUUCGCAAUACUUUUUAGGAAGCGGAUUGGCAGCAUUGGGCGUUUUGGAUGGGGUAGGAGGGAGUACGUACCUUUGGAGGAGUAGGUUUGAUUUGAAUUUUACAAAAGGUGUUGGAUAUGGGGGGGGGCGGUGGAGUGGGAUGGGAUGUGGGGAAAUCAUGACAAUUUUCUCCU
Tuber melanosporum (Perigord truffle) is the source of this 2892-nucleotide messenger RNA. RefSeq lists its product as uncharacterized. Bases 561 to 2336 code for a protein of 591 amino acids. The record is from RefSeq and is a predicted model, not a curated record. The transcript is spliced from 6 exons. NCBI's taxonomy places the organism in Eukaryota, Fungi, Ascomycota, Pezizomycetes, Pezizales, Tuberaceae.